GCGAGAGGUCCCGAGUUCAAUUCUCGGAAUGCCCCCAUAUGCCAACAAUGAUUUUUAUCAAACUGAAACUGUUCAUUCACAAGUCAGAAAAACAGUACAACUGUUCUGCACAGCCGCAUACCAUCACCGGAUCACCCUAUGGCCUAUAAGCUGUGGUAAUAUGCAGUACAACUCUCAAAAAGCAGUAUCAAACUCACAUUUAUACUAAUCGAUGGGCAAACAAACAAAAAAGCCAAAUUUAUUAUCAUUCUAACUUUCUUAGCAACUUGCAUCCAAUCAUGCACCAACAAGACUAAAAUAAUAAGACUAUCACCAAAAAUAUAAGAGAGUAAAAGACCAAGUUAUGAGUUAUCACAUUUUAGAUGGGAAAUAAAAAGUUAGUAAGUAGGUCCUCCUCAGUCCUCACCACUAUUUCUGAACCCUAAGCCGCUGUUGUCUCCUCCCUUAUACUGCAGCUGCGGCCGCCACCGCUGCUGAUCUAUCUGUCUGCUUUGAUUCUCCACACGCCCACUGAUCCAAUUCAUUCAUUCUUCAACCACACCAAUCAUGUUCACCGGAAUUGUCGAAGAAAUGGGCACCGUCGAGAAAAUCGGCGCCGCCACACACGACGGCGCCGGAACCAGUGCUUUCAUCAUGAAGAUCCAUGCCAAGACCGUCCUGGACGGCAUCAGCCUCGGCGACAGCAUCGCGGUCAACGGGACCUGCCUCACCGUUACGGAGUUUGACGCGUCUACCUUCACCGUGGGCAUGUCGCCGGAGACACUGAGGAAGACGUCGCUGGCAGAACUGGAAGUCGGGUCGGCGGUGAAUUUGGAGCGGGCGUUGACUCCAACGAGCCGCAUGGGGGGACACGUGGUACAGGGUCACGUGGACGGCACGGGGGUGAUAUUAUCGAAGGUUCCAGAAGGGGAUUCGAUAUGGGUUAAGGUGAAGGCGGAGAAGGAGGUGCUGAGGUACGUUGUGCCAAAAGGGUUCAUAGCCGUGGAUGGCACGAGUUUGACGGUUGUGGAGGUUUGUGAUGAAGAAGGGUGGUUCAGUUUCAUGCUUGUGGCGUAUACACAGCAGAAGGUGGUUAUUCCGUUGAAGGAGGUUGGGCAGAAAGUUAAUUUGGAGGUUGAUAUUUUUGGCAAGUAUGUGGAGAGGUUCCUUGGCGGUUAUGCUGCUUCAGCCUCAUCUUCAAGUUCUUGAUCGCUUUUUUUCAUUUUGAAUUUUCUUCUUGUUAGCAAUUUUGUUGUGGGGACAAAGAUUGAUGAUAGAGCAUGCUGAGUUUGGAGGAUAAAAUUCAUUUCCCGUCAACAAAAUAUUUGUUUGCCUUCAAAAUCAAGCCCAUGCUAUUGCUGAUUUAUAUGUAUUUGUAUGAGAGCUACUCAACUUGCAUUAUCGGUUGGGGAUAUGUGUAAUUGUUACUUGACUAAAGUUUGAUAAAAUAAAAAAGAAAAAGAAAUUUCUUACCGCUUUGGACAA
Molecule: messenger RNA, 1464 nt
Organism: Arachis ipaensis
Lineage: Eukaryota; Viridiplantae; Streptophyta; Magnoliopsida; Fabales; Fabaceae
Product: riboflavin synthase
Biological process (GO): riboflavin biosynthetic process
Molecular function (GO): riboflavin synthase activity
Source: RefSeq, a predicted model, not a curated record